UUCCUUUGAAAAGGAAAGUAGAACACAUGGAUAAAGUGAAAGUUGAUUUUUUUUUUAAGUAGACAGUAAAUAUAACUUGAUACUUUGGAUAAUAUAAUGGCACAUGGACCAGAUCCAGUCUACAUAUUACGGGGAUGUGAGAGUGCUGUGACAUGUUUGAAAUAUUGGUCUAACAAUGUUCUAUACUCUGGUGAUCAGAGUGGGAAUAUUUACAUCUGGGACAUGGAAACAAAACGUCCAGUAAAUAAGACAAUUGGUCAUUUUGGACAUUCUGUUUUAUGGAUAGAGUUUAUAAAUGAUUGUUUAAUGGUUACACAGGGUAGAGAUGGCAAUGUACAGUUCUGGAAUAAAACCGAUGAUGCAUGGACAAAAUCAGAUGUAAUAAAAUCCACUAGUUUUGGAUACUGUGCCUGUUCCAUAGUAGACAAUAAAAUUGCUAUACCAACUGAUAGCACCUCUACAAUACAGUUAUAUGACAUGGGUACAAUGCAAUGUAUAGGAGAACUGAAACCAGAUGUUUCAGAGCAAAAAUAUGGAAUGUGUAUGACCGUAAAAUCUGUUGAAAGCAAAAUUUUAAUUGGAUAUGAAAAUGGGUGCAUUGCAUCAUGGGAUGCCAAGACUUUGAAGAUGGCUGAUAAGGCACAAAUACACAAAGAAUCUGUCAUGUGCCUUGAUUACUCAUCACAAUCAAACUUUGGAAUAUCAGGAUCACCUGAUGAAAGCCUGAAAUCAUGGUCAAUUAGUGAGAAUAGCACUAUAAUAAAAAGGAAAGAAAUUACAGCCAAAAAUCCAGGAUUUACUAGUAUUUCAAUAAGACAUGACCAAAAGAUAUUUGCCUCAGGUGGAUGGGAUUCUAAUGUCAGAAUAUAUUCUGUGAAAAAGUUAAAACCUUUAGCCGUCCUUUCAUACCAUAAAGAAAGUGUUCAGUGUGUGACUUUUUCAUCUGAUAAUAUAUUGGCAUGUGGAUCCAAGGAUCAUCAUAUUAGUUUAUGGGACAUUUAUAGAUAGUUUUGUCCUUAUUAACCAGAUGUAUAAUCUAUCAAGCUAAUAAAAAUAAAAAAAAUGACUAUUUGAAAUAACACAAGAAAUUUACCAGUGGAUAUAAGGGAGCAACCAUUUAACUUCAAGGGGGGGAUUAUGGUUUUUUGUCUGAGUCAGAAUUUUUUUUUUUAGUUUUUCCACAC
Mytilus californianus (California mussel) is the source of this 1184-nucleotide messenger RNA. RefSeq names its product guanine nucleotide-binding protein subunit beta-like protein 1. The transcript is spliced from 3 exons. The coding region runs from base 97 to 1008 and encodes 303 amino acids. NCBI's taxonomy places the organism in Eukaryota, Metazoa, Mollusca, Bivalvia, Mytilida, Mytilidae. Gene Ontology annotation, molecular function: protein binding. The record is from RefSeq and is a predicted model, not a curated record.